This is a messenger RNA of Pteropus alecto (black flying fox), 1999 nucleotides long. It is a transcript of the gene TEX264, whose product is annotated as testis expressed 264. The transcript is spliced from 7 exons. The coding region runs from base 774 to 1715 and encodes 313 amino acids. The record is from RefSeq and is a predicted model, not a curated record. Gene Ontology annotation, cellular component: nucleus; replication fork; endoplasmic reticulum membrane. Gene Ontology annotation, biological process: protein-DNA covalent cross-linking repair; reticulophagy. Lineage: Eukaryota; Metazoa; Chordata; Mammalia; Chiroptera; Pteropodidae.
AACUCCGCCCCCGCCUCCCGAGGCCACGCCUCGCCGCUUCGGCUGCAAACUUUAGCCUCCCUGAAGUUGUGGAGGUGUCUGGGGCCCCAAUGAGGUCGUGGACAAAAAAGGGGCUGGGUAAAUAAGUAGGCGAGGCGCCGCCGGGCCGGGGAUGGAAGCCGAGAGUGGGAGGCGGCGUUUCCUCCUCCCCGCGCAAGGCCCCUCGGAGUCCGGGUCCUCCCGCUCCCCGCCAGCGCCGAAGUUUGUCUGCAGCGAGGCCCUUGAAGGGCUGGCCCGCCACACGUGAGCGGCUCCAGGAAGCCCGCGCCGGACAGCCCGCCCUGACGCUCGCCCGUACCCGCCGGAGGCGACCACCCCGGGAGGCUGGAGAGGGGGCCCCGCCUGGCCGGGGUCGGCGGCAGUGGCAGUUUCAGGGUCAGGUGCGGCGGCUGGAGCCCUUUUGGAAGAGGGGCUGCUCUCCACGAGCAGGGGCUUGAGCAGGGAGUGAGGAGUUGACUUGCACUGGAGCACUUCGUCCCUGCCUCACUGGAUGCCAUGAGUUGCCAAAAGUGAGCCUGGCCUUUUCGGUUUCCCUAGGUGUGACCAAGGCUGCCAGCUGACAGGCAGAGCUGCUGUAGAGCCUCAGUAUUGUGGUUAAGAAAUAAGGAGGCUUGUGGCUUCAGUCAUCCUUUGUAGCUCCCUUCUAGGUCACUGUGUGUGUAAACACCUCUGGCCACUCCUUCUGGGUCAGAGCACCCAAGCUGCCUUGGGGUGCGGCGUGGGGACACAGAGCCAUGUCGGACCUGCUACUACUGGGCCUCAUUGGGGGCCUCACUCUGCUACUGCUGCUGACUCUGUUGGCCUUCGCUGGGUACUCGGGACUGCUGGCUGGGGUGGCAGUGAGUGCUGGCUCGCCCCCCAUUCGCAAUGUCACUGUGGCCUACAAGUUCCACACGGGGCCCUACAACGAGACAGGGCGGCUCUUCACCGAGAGCUGCAGUGUGUGCCCCAGGCUCCGCUCCAUCGCCGUCUACUACGACAGCCCGCAUGUGGUCCCCCCGGAGAAGUGCCGCUGUGCGGUGGGCAGCAUUCUGAGUGAAGGUGAGGAGUCGCCCUCCCCUGAGCUUAUCCAGCUCUACCAGAAAUUUGGCUUCAAGGUGUUCUCCUUCCCGGCACCAAGCCACGUGGUGACGGCCACCUUCCCCUACACCACCGCCCUGUCCAUCUGGCUGGCUACCCGCCGUGUUCAUCCUGCCCUGGACGCCUACAUCAAGGAGCGGAAGCUGUGUGCCCACCCUCGGCUGGAGAUCUACCAACAAGACCAGAUCUACUUCAUGUGCCCACUGGCACGACAGGGAGACUUCUAUGUGCCUGAGGUGAAGGAGACAGAGCGGAAAAGUCGGGGGCCUGCCGAGGCCAGUGACACGCAGGUGGACGACACAGGAGCUGACACAGUGAGUGACACGAGUUCUGUAAGCCUGGAGGUGGGUCCUGGCAGUCGGGAGACUUCAGCGGCUACACUGUCCCCUGGGGUGAGCGGCCGUGGCUGGGAUGACGGCGACACCCGCAGCGAGCACAGCUACAGCGAGUCGGGCGCCAGUGGGUCGUCCUUUGAGGAGCUGGACCUGGAAGGCGAGGGACCCCUGGGGGAGCCAAGGCCGAGUCCUGAGUCGGAGCCCCUGGGGACCCCCAAGUGGCCCCGGGAGCUCAGUACCCCUGAGAAGGGCGAAGAGUAACCCAUGGCCCGCGCCCUCCUUUGGGGCAGUCACUGAGGAACUGAGUAGACUCUUCAGCCCUCUUCCUCCUUCACCUUCCGGCCAGGCUGGGACCCCGACUUCCGCCGCCGGCCUCUAGCUAAGCCUUCUCCUCACUGCCCUCCUGGCUCCCAGGGCCGGGGAGGCCGUGGACUGUUUUCUGCAGCCAGCCCCUGGGCUGCUGCCUCUGUUACAUCUUUUUUCAGAUUCUCAUUGGAGCUUCCAGGACUCGGAAUAAAACAAAUGAUUUUCUUGUUUCACCUGGA